This is a messenger RNA of Paramormyrops kingsleyae, 1820 nucleotides long. Its product is annotated as transcription factor HES-5-like. NCBI's taxonomy places the organism in Eukaryota, Metazoa, Chordata, Actinopteri, Osteoglossiformes, Mormyridae. Gene Ontology annotation, molecular function: protein dimerization activity; DNA binding. Gene Ontology annotation, biological process: regulation of DNA-templated transcription. The record is from RefSeq and is a predicted model, not a curated record.
ACAAGUUUUCUCCAACUGCUAGAAUCUGAAAGCCGCUAUAACUCGAGUUUAUAAAUCCAUCAGCCCCCACCCCAUCCGUUCUUCUAAUCCAAGAGCUCGUCCUGGUCUAUUAUAAAUAUCCCAUUUGUGGGCACGUUUAUUUUCUCUCACAUUUCUUUGCAUUAUAACGGCUUUUUAAACGAAACAUCGCAUCUGGCGAUUCCAGCGGCCAGGUGUUUCGUUUUGUUUAUAUUGUGAUUUUAACUUUAUGAAGCAUAUUAAUAGCUUGAUAUGAUUGACAUGGCGUCGAUUAAUCCUCACGUAUAUUCGGCACGUAUUAUUCGUAUUCAAACAUUUGCAGUAUUUUGAGUUUAAAUACUUGUUAUUAGAUGCUGAAACAUCUGUAAUCAUGCGCGCCGCGUUUCUUUCAUCGUCAUCUGUCAAAUGCCACUGAACCAUUCAUGCCGAAUAAUAUUGCAGGAUCAUUUUUUCCUUUUCCCGCCUUUGCCCUAAAGCCCGUCUGUUUUCACUGAAUGGUGCAACGUGUCGCCUUGGAAUGUAGCUGUAAGAAAAUUGGCCAUCGGCGGGGGGUGGGCUUGAGGUGGUCAACUAUUUCCCAGAAACGACACGAUUCCACGGGUGCUCCCUAUUAUCACACACACUCCACCUGUUCAUGCGGACAACACUUAUUGUCCCAAGGCAAUAUGCUGUCAAUUUAGCAUGAAGCAGUUGAAGCCUCCUCUAUUGUCCCUAGAGGCUUUCCGAUUGGCUCACGACUGUGGGAAACCCCAGCCUGGCUCAGACCCACAGUCCCCACGCUGGCCGCUGCCUAUAAAUAGCGGAGGCGGCGCCGGCGCGGAGCACAGGGCAUUGACAUUAGGUGUUGAGCGCGUCUGCAGAGAUACACGGCGACGCCAUGGCUCCCAUCAAAACCUGCAAUGCUGGUAUGACCACGAAAGAAAAAACCAAAUUAAGGAAGCCAGUUGUGGAGAAGAUGCGCAGAGACCGAAUAAACGGCAGCAUUCAGCAGCUGAAAGCGCUUCUGGAGAAGGAGUUAAAAGAGUCGCAGCUGACUUCCAAGCUGGAGAAGGCUGACAUCCUGGAAAUGGCAGUGCUUUACCUGCGGGACAAUUUGCGGCCGGCGGCCCCGCGGCAUAGCUACGCCGAGGGCUUUGCAAAGUGCUUACAGGAGACGCUCCGCUUCCUCUCGGCGCACGAUCGCCUGCCGGACUCGCGGCGCAAACUGCUGGAUCAUUUCCACCCGCAGGAGCGCCGCGCGGACAAACACCCCGCCGGCCCCCAUGCGCCUUUCGCCCCCGGGCACUCGUGUAGCGCUGGCGGGCCUGACAGGCUAUGGAGACCUUGGUAAACUAUUUAAAUGAAAAACAAAAAAAACAAACCCGAGGCUGUGCUGGCUUUGUAUACGGCCUAAUUGCAAUUAAGCCGCAGACACAACCUCUUACAGUAGGAAUUAUAUGUUCCCGUUUAAUUUCUAACCUCUGUAGGCAAAACUUGUCAUGACAGCUAAUAUUCUGUAUAGAAUACUAUCUUUCCUGUAUAUACUCGCAUUUAAUGCUUUAUUAAAUUAACUUCCGUGAAGAUUAAUUCUCUUUACAUAUUGUAAAUGUUGUAUCGUCUUCUCAUGUUGUUUCUGAGUGAGGAAGAUGUUUCGCACCGACGGUGUAACAAGUUCGUUUUCUGUAAAACAGUUUUUGGAUUUUGUAGUAGAUCCUCUUACUUACUUGAAAUUAAAAAUCUCUUUGUAUUUAUCAAAUUGAUAGAAAUUCAUUUUUCUUUUCCUUCAUGAAAUCCUGUGAAUAAAUACCUCCUUUACAAAAAGA